Molecule: messenger RNA, 968 nt
Organism: Oryzias latipes (Japanese medaka)
Lineage: Eukaryota; Metazoa; Chordata; Actinopteri; Beloniformes; Adrianichthyidae
Source: RefSeq, a predicted model, not a curated record
UAUGCGCACAUGCGCGGACACGAUGCGCCUCUCUGCGUCCUCCUUGUGUCUGAGGAGGAGGAAAAGGCGCAGACGCUCCAGAUGCCAGCAGAUGAUGAAGAUGCUUCCUCUUUUCUGCUGUUUUGAGGACGUGUGAGGGGGCUGGACGAGAGAGGUUUUGGUAUUUUUUUUAAAUCCUGAAACGAGGCGCCGCGGGCGCGCGCACAGGUAGAUGAGAUGCAGGUGUGACCAUGAGAGCGGCAGGCAUGGAUCUGCUGUGGAGGAUCCUCGCUGCCUUCAGCUUCGACUGCUUCAAAUCCGACUCUUCCUCUUCGAGGUCUCCUACUAAGCUGAGCUCCAGCCAGGCCGGCAGCCUGGACAGCAGCUCCCUGACCGGAUCUCUGUCUCUGGGUCCGGAUCUCCUGCACUGCCAGUGCUGCAUUUCCUACGGCUCCCGCCUCAAGCGCCUCUCCUGCGGCCACCUUUACUGCAGCCCCUGCUGCGACCAGAUCGUCAACCUGGCCUUCGAGGACAUCGAGGGCCUGUCCGACUACCCCUGUCCCAUGUGCAAGUCCAUCCGUCAGCUGGGGGGCCUGGGGCCGUCGUCCUCGGGCUGCCUGUACGGACCCUGCGGCAUGCCGCCGGAGCAGCAGUCGGCGGGAAAGCAGCACGGGAGCCGGUGGGGGUGAAGCUCCUCGCCUGAAAGCACUGCCAUGAAACCAUCAUCCGCUUUCUGUGGGUGGAGGGGAAGAAGAAGUCCUGCGUAGAGGAACAGCAUGCACUUCUGUUUUUUACUGGACUCCAUAGUCUGUAUUUUAACAAUUCUAACCUUCUGACUUUUGACCGUUCCGAAGCUUUGUUUUUUUUGCACAUCAAACCGUUAAACGUGCAUCAAAUGUUCGGGUUUACCGUCUGACUGUGCCAUGCUGCCUUCCAGUGUUUGAAAUAUUUAUUUUGUCUACAAAAAAUAAACGUUUGUGAGCGUGUGA